AUGAGUGCUGAAACUUGUGCAGCUGUGAUCCUUGUCCUGGUGACUAUCCUUUUCCCGCCAGCAGGAGUCUUCUUCAUCGGCGGUUGCUCCCCAGACCUCCUCAUCAACAUCGUCCUAACUAUACUCGGAUACUUCCCUGGCCAUAUCCAUGCUUUCUACACUCUAUGGGUAUACUACGACCGUAAAGGCAGAGGUCGCGAAGGCAGAGAUAAAGCCAAGAAUCCACCAGGUAUCUUUUCAAAGAGAAUUUUGAACGGCGGCGAAAGAUAUUACUCCUCGGAAGAACAAGCUACCGCGCAGCAGGGAUACGGCAUGACUGCCACAUCAGCUCCCACUGCCAAUGGUGGCACACAAACAACACAAUAA
Molecule: messenger RNA, 366 nt
Organism: Nannizzia gypsea CBS 118893
Lineage: Eukaryota; Fungi; Ascomycota; Eurotiomycetes; Onygenales; Arthrodermataceae
Exons: 3
Coding region: 1-366 (121 amino acids)
Cellular component (GO): membrane
Source: RefSeq, a predicted model, not a curated record